This is a messenger RNA of Asparagus officinalis (garden asparagus), 1041 nucleotides long. Its product is annotated as NAC domain-containing protein 83-like. Gene Ontology annotation, biological process: regulation of DNA-templated transcription. Gene Ontology annotation, molecular function: DNA binding. The coding region runs from base 100 to 1041 and encodes 313 amino acids. NCBI's taxonomy places the organism in Eukaryota, Viridiplantae, Streptophyta, Magnoliopsida, Asparagales, Asparagaceae. The transcript is spliced from 2 exons. The record is from RefSeq and is a predicted model, not a curated record.
UUUCCUUUUUUUAAUUUACUGCCGCCAAUCAAUCAAGAAAGUUCCCAUAUUUUCUGCCCUAAUUUUCUCCCGCCAUCAUCAUCGUAGUCGUCGUCGAGAAUGGCAAUGGCAAUGCAGCCCGUUGUUGACGACGAUUUGCUGGCGAUGCUGCUUCAACAACUGCCGCCGGGGUUUCGAUUUCGUCCGACCGAUCGAGAGCUGAUCGGGUUUUUCUUGAAGAGGAAAAUUGCUGCUUCUUCGUCUUCAGUUGCUGCUGCUCCCAGUUCCCUGAUCAAAGAUUUUGAUGUCUACUCCACCGAACCCUGGAAUUUACCUAGUGAUUCAUUUCUGAGCCAGAGUGAUGAGAAAGAGAUGUAUUUCUUCUCCCCUAGGCAUCCAACAAGCACAAGUGCCAAAAGGGUGAACCGAACUGCUGGCUGUGGAUUUUGGUAUGGGAGUGCAGGUGACACAACGAUUAUGAUUGGAACUGAAGUUAUUGGCUACAAAACACAACUGACUUUUAAGACUCGUGGGAAGGAGAAGAAGAAGACUAAUGGUGAUUGGAUUAUGCACGAAUUUCACUUGCACUCUUCUUCAGAUGAUACAGUGUUCGAUGACAUGGUAUUGUGCAGAAUCUACAUGAAGAAAGGGAAGAAGAGUUCUCAAACGAACGAAGAAGUAGAUGAUAUUCCUGUUCCUGCAGGUGAACAAGAGGCAGUAGCUAAAGGGAACAGAGUGAUGAAGAGGAAAAGUGCUGAUCACCGUGAGAUGGGAACCUAUGGAUUAGUGUACACCAAGUCAUCUGAACAAAACACAUCGUCAGUAUCUAAGUUUCCUCCAUUGCUGUCCUGUCAAGAAUCAAACGUGCAGUCAAAUAUGAGUUGGAUUGAUGUUGCUGUUUUUGAUGGAAAAUUAAAUGUAGAGGAGGAAGAAGAGGGACGAAGGAUGGUGAAGAGAAGGCGGGUCAAGGAAAAUGGUUCUAUGGUAGCUGAUUAUAAUGAAAAAGGGACCUCUGGGUGUGAAGAGAAGGCGGGUCAAGGAAAAUGGUUCUAUGGUAGCUGA